Molecule: messenger RNA, 1891 nt
Organism: Nilaparvata lugens (brown planthopper)
Lineage: Eukaryota; Metazoa; Arthropoda; Insecta; Hemiptera; Delphacidae
Exons: 7
Coding region: 310-1239 (309 amino acids)
Source: RefSeq, a predicted model, not a curated record
UUUAAGAUUUUUCUAUUUAUAUUCAAAUAUAAAACUAUAUAUUUUUACUUUUAAUCUUUUAAUCUUUUAAUUGAUUUUUUCAUUUUUAAAUUGCAGAUACAAGGAACACUAUGGUGUGUGGCAGCUGUCUACUUCAUUUGCAUAUACAAAUGCAUCCUCAACUACCCAUUUCCAAACGGUGCAAGAGAUAGCAGUGGAUUCUAUACUAUAUUCUACUCUUCAUAUUUGAACGGUAGUUCUUGUGACGGCAACCCAAAAUUUCAAGGUUUGAAACAUGCUGCUGAUUCUUCAGAGCGCACAUUCUAUUGGAUGGUGGUUUACAGUGUGCUCAGUGCAUUAUGGGUACUUGUCAGCAUUCUACUUUUGGUGCCGAAUAUUUGCAGCAAAAAAGGCAGCCGUUCUUCAAAGUGUACAUUCUAUCCAUGGAUUCUCAUUACAGCAUUGAUUGUCAUAACCGAUGUCAUCAAUGUGAUUAUCUACAUCAUGGACAUCACUCAUACAUUGGUGGCAAAUGAUUAUUUGAAGUUCAUUGGAGCCAGCGGCAGCUGGGAGAACGUGACGGGAAUGGCUUGGAAGGGCCAGGACACCGCCGCUCCCGCCGUGGCUAUGACUCUCUUCUUCAGUCGAAUCAUCAUCUUCUGGCUCUUGAAUCUAGCACUACUCUACCGAGUUAUCCGCAAGUGCAAACAUCACACUCUUCACAAUUUGCCGGAUGUUGAUAAUAACAUGGACAAAUGGGAGAAGCCAAUCAUCGGCCAGCAGAGACCGACUGAGCAGAGAAGCAAUGCGCCACUGUACCUGGACCCGGAGCCGCGCAACUGGAAAGGAGUCGCACAGAGGCGACAGCAAGAAAGGCCCAGCAAUCUCCAUCUCAGCCAGCCGCCGACCAAGGUCACUUACAUGUUGGAUGAAUUUGGCAUCCCCAUAGAGGAAGUGCGAUCGCCGCGAGCUGAAAAUCAUCUACAUUAUGGCGGCGCAGGCGCAGAAGUGCCAAUCAUCAGACCCAUCAGGGAGCCCGGCUUGCUCAGGCGACCCUCCAAUAGAGUGGCAGGUCAAAACAUGCCGCCCGAAGAAUUACGAGGCCAAGUUCCAUGGUCAUAUCUCCGGCCUCCACCACCAAAAGCUUCCAGUCCCAGCAGUACUAGUCAGAUGGUUGGGGGUCCUAUCAUUCCAGCUCCAGAUUACGGUCACAGACAACAGAGAGAGUACAUAGUUUCAGAUGCAGCAACAAGAAAAUGACGAGGUCUAUCCAUAACCAGAGAAAACGAAGCUGAAUUGAAACAUUCCAAAGACAUUAGAAGUAAUGUACAAAAUAUUAUAUAGAUAUAUAAAUAUUAAAUAAAUAUUUUUACAAACUACCUCUCCUUAUAAAAGAGAAACAUUUUACUUGAAAAUUGUUCGUUAUUAUUGUGAAAUUUUACUGAGAACUAUUUUUAUUUUAGUGAGAGGUCAGUUCAAAAAUUUGCUUUUAUUUUAAUUUGAUUAGACAAAUGAUGUUUUAACAAAUAAUUGAUUUACUCACUAGAUUGUUUUUAAUUUUAUUGGAGUUUCAAAUGUAAUAUAUUGUUCUGUAGAACCUGAAAUGAUUUGAAGUAUUAUUAGGUUUAUGUUAAUAAUUAUACUCAAUAAAGAUGUUUUAUGUUAAUAAUUUUUAUUUCCACUACUCAGAAUAUUACUAAUUGUAUUUUCACACUUAUAGAAAAUAAUGAUAAAUUAAAAGAUUCCAUUUCUGUAUAAUUCAAAUCCAUAAUGGUGUAUGGCAUUUUAUAUAAUUAAUAUCAAACAAUCAGAAAAAUAAAUUUAAAUAGUUCCUAAUCACCCCUUAUACUUUGCUCAAAUUCAAUCUUAGUUAUAUGUAGUUUAACAAAAAUAAAACAACCAAAAGACUGUA